AUGAAAAACCUUACGGAAGUGUUGCACAAGUUCUACGAUGAGUACACGCACAAAACGCCCAAGAAGCUGAAAAUCGUCGACGCCUACUUGCUGUACAUUCUGCUGACCGGCAUCACGCAGUUUGUUUACUGCUGCCUCGUUGGAACAUUCCCGUUCAACUCAUUCCUGGCUGGCUUUAUCAGCACGGUGAGCUGCUUCGUGCUGGGUGUGUGCCUCCGCCUGCAGUCAAACCCCCAGAACAAGGAACAAUUUUUGGGAAUCUCGCCUGAGCGUGGCUUCGCUGAUUUCGUGUUUGCUCACAUAAUUCUUCACUUGGUUGUGGUCAAUUUCAUCGGUUAA
Molecule: messenger RNA, 339 nt
Organism: Anopheles marshallii
Lineage: Eukaryota; Metazoa; Arthropoda; Insecta; Diptera; Culicidae
Gene: Dad1
Product: dolichyl-diphosphooligosaccharide--protein glycosyltransferase subunit DAD1
Exons: 2
Coding region: 1-339 (112 amino acids)
Biological process (GO): protein N-linked glycosylation
Cellular component (GO): membrane; oligosaccharyltransferase complex
Source: RefSeq, a predicted model, not a curated record